This is a messenger RNA of Trichobilharzia regenti, 1953 nucleotides long. The record is from the annotation of a GenBank genome assembly. Lineage: Eukaryota; Metazoa; Platyhelminthes; Trematoda; Strigeidida; Schistosomatidae.
AUGGCUUCUGAAGCACUAGUGGGUAUUGAACUGGUUUUCACCAACGACCUGUCCUCACAGUAUUCCUCUGCGCUGUCUUCAGGGUAUUCGUUUCUUUGUGUGGAUUUAUUUCAUCCCAAACUUAUUCAUGAAGAAAAUCUUACUGGUUGUCCCCCUAGUCAUAUCCCUCGUUCCGACCUGGUGUAUGAAAAAGAUGGGAAAAGUAUCACGAAAUCUAUCGUUGGUAAGGUGUCGGCAAAUAUAGACGUCGAUUCAAAUAUCGUUCGUAUUCGUGAAUCUAGUUCCAAGUCAUUAAUGAGGGAACUUAGUUGGGCUGCACAUCUUGGCCUUCCUGCUGUUAGCAUCAGAGUCAGUCGUCCAUUCAAUCCUAAUCUAGCGCGGCUGCUCAUAAAUUUCAUACGUGGAGAAUAUAUUCCUAUUAAGAUAUGGCUAGUAUUUCCGAUGACAAAUGAAAUUUUGGAUCCCUCUGGAGAUGAUAAUAGAAAUGGUGAAUUAAUCACAGAAGACAAACUAUCUCUUUCUCCUUGGCACUGGUGGUUCAAUUUAUCUACUUUGACGGCUGAUAUCACAGAUGCUCUUGGCGUUGUCCUUGAAUUACCGAAGGACUUGCCAGAUGAAUUAGUAAUUUCAAGAUGGUUCAGCGAACCUAUAGUGUGUUUGUUGGUUCACACAGAUCUGUUUUUAACAAAUGCGAAAGGUUAUCCAGUAUUACCAAAAAGUCAUCAGCGUGUCAUUCACCGAUUUUUCAAGCUUAAUAUACAAGUUAUGCUGACUGGUGCUUGUCGAAAUGAUAAAGGUUAUGUAGCUUAUCAACAGUAUAUUUCAUGGCUUUGGAAGUCUCAAGAUGCUCCUGACCUAUAUGAAGAACAAUCAAAAGGAUUAGAAGAUCAAUUGCAAGAACCUUUGCAACCUCUUCGUGAUAAUUUGUCAUCAACAACCUACUCUAUAUUUGAAAUGGAUCCAUUUAAAUACCAAGCAUAUGAAGAUGCAAUUUAUAAAGCCCUUUGUGAUCGAUCAUCUAAAUGUCAACUGAAUGGAGUUCAAGAACAAUCACGCCCUGAAGUCAAUAAACUUCAUACCAAUGAUAUUAACAAUUCAUCUUCCACCCGUCAAGUUGUAAUGGUAUUAGGCGCUGGUCGUGGUCCACUUGUCAAUGCAACUAUCAAUGCAGCUGAAAAAGCUCAAUGUAAAGUUCGUAUAUAUGCUGUUGAAAAGAAUCCGAAUGCUUUAUUCACAUUGCGUUCUAGAGUCGAUUGUGAAUGGCGUGGUUUAGAUGUCCACUUGAUUGAAGGCGAUAUGCGUGAUUUAAAGACAUCCGAAAAAGCUGAUAUAUUUGUUAGUGAAUUACUCGGUUCCUUUGGUGAUAAUGAAUUGAGUCCUGAAUGUUUAGAUGGUGCACAACCAAUGCUAAAAGACGAUGGAAUUAGUAUACCAUGUUCCUAUACAUCGUAUGUUGCUCCUUUACAGUCUUUACAAAUAUAUAAUGAAACCAGAAGAUCCAAAGAUGUGACAAAUAAAGUUGGCUUUUCAAUGGAAACGCCAUAUGUGGUUCGACUUCGUAAUUGUCAGCUAUUAGCUCCACCUCAAGAAGCCUUUGUAUUUCAACAUCCAAAAAAAGAUUUAAGUGAAUCCAAUGAACGUGAAGUAUGUUGUAAAUUUAAAAUACCACAAGAUUCUGUUGUUCAUGGUAUUGCUGGCUACUUUGAAGCAGUUCUUUAUAAAGAUAUAACAAUGAGCAUACAUCCUGAUCGACACAGUCCACAAAUGGUAUCUUGGUUUCCAUUGGUUUUUCCACUCGAGCAUCCAAUUUAUGUGAAUGCUGACAGUCAAGUUACUUUCCAUUUAUGGCGUCUUGUCAGUAAUCGAUAUGUUUGGUAUGAAUGGGCUAUAAUAGAACCACAGCCUACAAAAAUUCAUAAUGCAGCCGGUCAUGCUUACAAGAUUGCACUUUAA